UUUAUUGGGCCACUUGCUUGAAACUUUGCUAGUUGGAGCAGACAGUUUGGUCUGCAGGGACACGGCAUCUCUCACCGCUUUGCAUCCUGUUAUUUUUUUUAAAAAUCGUGUUCAAACUGAAGCAACUACUGGUUUUAUAGACUUCUUUGGGGUGUACUUUGCUAUGGCAACACACUUUCUGUAAGGAUGCUGAGCUGAGUAUGGGAACAGCUGAAAGCACAAAGAGAAAACAAAAGUCAGCUAAUCCGAGCACUGCACAGAAGGAACCAAACUCCUUCACAAGCAUGGCAGACCCAAAAGACAACAUAGAAGACUUUAAAGUCCAGACAGCCAAGCAUCCUCCUAACGUGGGCUCAGUCUCUUUACGGCCGCACAGCGAACAGUCUAAAGACCGCCUGUCCAAGAGACUUUCCACUGAGUCGAAUGGGACCAGUGAUGGAGGCAUGGGCUCGUCCACUCCAGUGGAGCUGACCGCUCUGGAGGAGUCGUUUCGCCGCUUCGCCAUCCACGGAGACACUCGUGCUACCGGCAAGGAAAUGCACGGCAAGAACUGGUCCAAGCUCUGCAAGGACUGCGGAGUGAUCGACGGCAAGAGCAUCACCCUCACUGACGUAGACAUCGUCUUCAGCAAAGUCAAGAAGAAAUCCAGUCGCACCAUCACAUACGACGAGUUCAAGAAUGCACUUGGAGAACUGGCCAGGAAGAAAUAUAAAGAAAAAACUGGAGAUGAGGCUGAGGCCGAGGUCUUCAAACUGAUUGAGGGGAAGGGGCCGGUCAUCGCAGGAGUCACAAGAGCUGUGGCUUCUCCGACAGUGAGCCGCCUCACGGACCCCACAAAGUUUACAGGGUCACAUAAGGAGCGUUUUGACGACAGCGGACGCGGAAAGGGUAAGGCGGGACGAGUGGACGUGGUCGACACUUCAGGAUACGUCUCGGGAUACAAACACAAAGGGUCGUACGAAAAGAAAAUAAAUAAACCCACAGUGGGCAAACCCAUGUGAGGGUGAGGAUAGGAAAAAAACAUUUGAUCAACUAGGAUAAUUUUCUAUUAAAAGAGUACUCAAAGAAAGCACAAAAUAAUCGAAUUUCAUAUAUUUUCCCACCCAUCUAUUUUGUGCGUAUGUGUGUAUGAGAGAGAGAUGUUUUUGAGUUCCUCUCUUUGAGAAGUGUGAGAACUGGAAAACUGUUUACAUCUAUUUUUACAAAGUCAUCACCAGCUGGUACAUUCCUGUCUGAUUGCAAGUUACUGCCAAACACUGAAGACAACAAACGAGCAAACUGCUAUGCUAUGAAUAUAUUGAAGCUUUGUUGUUAUGAUAGGGCCUUAUAAUAUUUAUUGAGCACAAUGAACAACAUGCCAAGAAAAACAAAAGUGGGACAACAGUUUGAUGAAUUAAUAACAUUGCACUUUUUAAUGAAAAAUUUUCUAAUCCCGUAUUUAGCCGAAGAAAUGCAUUUUUAAUUUGUUUUUCAGAGUUUCAAUGAGAAUUGGCACAUUUCUGACAGAUAUUAGCAAUGUUGAUUUCUUUUGAGAACUUUAAUUGUUUCAUAUUCAGUGUUAUCUGUCUGCCAUCCCCACUUGUCAACUGUUAAGUCUUUAAAAAAAAAAAAAUCUGCUGUUCAUUUUUUAUUUUAUAAGCUUACACUGUUAUUUGAAUAAUUUGCCUUCAGCUCAAACCAAGAAAAUAAUAAUGUUUUGUCAAUAUUUUAAUUAUUUUGCAAAUAUAAAUAGUGUAGUUAACUGUUAGACCGGUCAUAUCUUCUUACUUUUGUGAAUAUGUAAAACAUAAAAAAAACAAACCAUGCAAACCUUUUAAAUAUGCCUGCUAAUAACAUUUCAACAAAGAAAAAAAAUACAAUAGGACCCAUUUUCUCUUAUACAUGACAUGCAUUUUUAAUUUUAAAUUGGUUAAAUUCAGCUGAAGGAUGCUCUAACCACAGUAGAUGAGCUCAGUUGUACAAGAUUGUAUUUUUAACAUUUUACUUAUAUUUCCUUGUCAGAUUUCUAUACUGUAGUUCUAAUAUAUUUGUGGUAAGAUUGUGUAUAUUCUAAAACAUUAUAGCCACAUGGCUUAAUUUAUGACACUGGCUUCAUAUCUUGUUGUUUUUCUGUAUUGCUGUACUUUGUGCAUGUUUAUGUAUAUUGCAUUUGAUUCAGAAGCAUAUAGAUGACAGUAGGAAUUUGUCAUAUCUUAUCUGAACUGCUGUGAGGACAGACUACUGGACAGACUUCAAUAUUUUCUUGAUAAAAAAAAAACAAGUAAUGAAAUUGUGGGAUCAUGAUCAAAUCUUGUAUUGCUUGAAAUCAAUAUGUAUCAACUUGUACAUACAAAGUCAGCUACGCUUCCAUUCUAUUAUAUUUGUUGUUAGUAAAGAUUUAAAGUACCUUUAAUGUGCAGUACGGUCAUCAAAAGCACAAAUUCAACUGAACAAAAGCAGGGCUUUACUACUGUAUCCUCACAUACGGUAGGAGAUAAAAGGGAAAAUUGCAAACAAGUCCUCUACUUUUGUAAAAUAUUUUUCCAACAUAGUGACAGUGUUUGUGUCACGCACUACCUGUAGCCUCAGCUGAUGAAGAAUCAUGCAUCAAGUCCAAAACUAGCAGCUAUCAGUGUGUUAGUUUUUGUCUGCUGCAGUAGCUCGAUCUGUUUUUUUGUGCUUAAUGCCAAAUACUGUGCACCUUUAAUGUGGAGAAACAAUAUUGUCUUAUUUUUUAUUCAAAUAACUUUUAAUGAUGUACUAUUGUGCCCCAGUGCAUGCAUUGUGUUUUUGUUCUUGUUCUUUAGACCUCUUAAUGUGUGUUCAUGAUUUGUGGUGCAUUACUGAAAAUAAAAAAACACCUGAGAACCUG
Messenger RNA from Centropristis striata (black sea bass), 2851 nucleotides. RefSeq names its product tubulin polymerization-promoting protein. Lineage: Eukaryota; Metazoa; Chordata; Actinopteri; Perciformes; Serranidae. Bases 201 to 1001 code for a protein of 266 amino acids. Gene Ontology annotation, biological process: microtubule polymerization; positive regulation of protein polymerization; microtubule bundle formation. Gene Ontology annotation, cellular component: microtubule. Gene Ontology annotation, molecular function: tubulin binding. The transcript is spliced from 5 exons. The record is from RefSeq and is a predicted model, not a curated record.